Messenger RNA from Caenorhabditis remanei, 2304 nucleotides. RefSeq lists its product as uncharacterized. The record is from RefSeq and is a predicted model, not a curated record. Gene Ontology annotation, biological process: protein polyubiquitination; positive regulation of proteasomal ubiquitin-dependent protein catabolic process; ubiquitin-dependent protein catabolic process. Gene Ontology annotation, cellular component: nucleus; cytoplasm; ubiquitin ligase complex. Lineage: Eukaryota; Metazoa; Nematoda; Chromadorea; Rhabditida; Rhabditidae. The coding region runs from base 1 to 2304 and encodes 767 amino acids. Gene Ontology annotation, molecular function: ubiquitin conjugating enzyme binding; ubiquitin protein ligase activity; zinc ion binding. The transcript has 8 exons.
AUGGUUCAACAAAUUUCAAUGGAGAAUUUGUGCACGGAAAUCCAGGAAAAACUGGUUGAUGAUUCUACAAAGUGUCCGACCAGUUCCCCUCUUCAGAAGGGGUCAUCUGAGGAGGCUGAAAAUCAUUUUUCAGUGUAUAAUGUAGAUUUUUCUUCUCCGGCGGACACCUGGAAUAUAGGGGAGGUAGGGGAAGAAGAGGAAAGAUCGACGGAAGAUGAAGAAUCUGUUGGAGGGGAAUUAGAGUUAAAAAUGAUGGAACACUGGCUUGAGUGGACCAACGUUCUCCACAAUCCGGGAUUCGAGACCAUUGAAGAUGAUGUUUUUGCCUCAAAUGAUGCAAAAGAUGUCAAUGAAGCUGAAGAUCUCAAAUUAUUGGCAGGCCAUGAAGUUCCUCAAGAUGUCGCAAAAAUAAAAGAGAACCAUGGAUCUAUUGAAAUCAACGAAGGAACGAUGGCUCCAAAGUCUACUUUGAUCGGAGAAACUGGGAUUUGCGGACCCUCGGAUGAUGAUUCUGAUGAGAAGCAAAGUGAUUUGAUGAUUUCUACAGAAGUAGCAAUCCAAACUUCUCCUGUUCCGAAGGCAAAGAAGCGUCAAGGAGAUAGCUUGGAUGAUGGAGAGAUUUCAAAAGUUCGAAGAAUCAGUGAUUCGAGCGAUCCCACUGAUUACUGCUUCAAGUCGGUGUUGGAGAGACGCGCGGUGAAACUCGUACCAGGAACAAGCCUGGAAAAUGCACUGGAGAUUGCGAGGAGACGAGCAACAGCGCGGAUCGGCAAAGCGAUGAAGCGCAGUUACGAGUACAACGCGCAGAAUAGAAUGAUGAAAGAAUUUGAAUCGGAGAAUCCAUGGACGGGACAUGAAGCCACGUUUCAAAUGAAUUCUGACGACGAAAUCGAAUUCGAUGCCAGCGAAUCGGAGCCAGAAAUUGACGAAGUCAAGUAUCAGUCGCUCACACGAGAUGCGUUGGCCGCCGAGAUGAACGAAGCCAUCGAAGAGGUGGAGUCAGUGAUUCAAGUGCCACCAGGCACCUGUCGAAUUCUGCUCCACAAAUACAAAUGGAAUAAGGACUCCCUACUGGAGAGAUUCUACGAGAAAUCGGACACCAACGAGUUUCUCAUCGAUUCUCAAGUCAUUCCGAAAGUCAAGAAGACAUUCGAUUCGAAGAAUGAAGAGGCCGAAUGUGAGAUCUGCUGUGAUUUGGUGGAAUUGACUGGGCUGGCAUGCAAUCAUCGAGCAUGUAAUAACUGUUGGACAAUGUAUAUAAUGGAUAAAAUCAAGGAUGGACAGAGUGAAAUCGAGUGUAUGGCAUCGGACUGCAAGCUGUUGAUGGAGGACGAAAAGAUUCUUGAAUACAUCACCGAUAAGGAAGCCAUCACGAAAUACCGGGAUUUAGUCGUCGAUAGCUACGUUGAGAUCAAUAAUCUUCUGUGUUGGUGUCCGAAUGCAAAAUGUGGAAAGGCUAUUCGGGUGAAAGUCAACGAGCCCCAACUAGUCGUCUGUGACUGUGGCACCCAAUGUUGUUUCUCGUGCACCGAGGAAUACCACGACCCCGUCGGAUGUCGACAUCUCAAAAUGUGGAAUAAGAAGGCUCAAGAAAUGAAGGAUCGAAAGCAUAAUGGAGAGGGAUACGGUGCCGAUAAGGAGACAUUCACAUGGCUUAUGUCAAACACGAGAGACUGUCCGAAGUGUUUAGUGUCGAUUGAGAAGAAUGGGGGAUGCAAUUAUAUGUUGUGCAAAAAUCCAAAGUGCAGAUUCCAAUUCUGCUGGAUUUGUAUGAAUGCGUGGUCGGUGCACUCGAAUGCUUGGUAUAAAUGUAACAGUUAUGAUGAGGAAGCCGACAAAAAACGUGAAGCUUCUCGUGCCGAUCUCCAUCGAUUUCUCUUCUACUACACUCGCUACUUCAACCAUAAACGUAGUUUGGAUUUGGAGCAGAAGCUACGCAUCAUCGUCCGCACAAAGAUGGAGGAGCUCGAGAGAAAACAGAUGCGAUGGAUCGAAGUUCAAUUCCUGGAGACUGCUGUUGGGGUCCUCUCGAAGUGUCGAAAGACUCUCCUCCUCACUUAUAUCUUCGCGUAUUACCUUAAAAAAGAUAACAAUACGGCGAUUUUCGAGGGAAAUCAGAAGGACUUGGAGAUGGCCACCGAGCAGCUCUCCGGAUUCUUGGAAAGGGACUUGGAGCAGGAGGAUUUGACUGCGUUGAGACUCAAGGUACAAGACAAGUGUCGGUACGUCGAGCAUCGUCGAAAAAUCCUGCUGGAUCACUGCUCGGAGGGAUACGAACAGGACUUUUGGGAGUUUAGCGAAUAA